Messenger RNA from Pangasianodon hypophthalmus (striped catfish), 3048 nucleotides. It is a transcript of the gene she, whose product is annotated as Src homology 2 domain containing E. The transcript is spliced from 6 exons. Gene Ontology annotation, molecular function: phosphotyrosine residue binding. The record is from RefSeq and is a predicted model, not a curated record. Bases 496 to 1827 code for a protein of 443 amino acids. NCBI's taxonomy places the organism in Eukaryota, Metazoa, Chordata, Actinopteri, Siluriformes, Pangasiidae.
CCACACGCUCACGCGCGCAUCCUUCACACUCUGCGUUGACUGGCGCUCAGGUCGGACACACCGGGAAUGGGAUCUUUGGCGAAGAAAACCUUCCAAUUUUUCCGCGUUUAUGCCCUCCAGAGGCUCCUUUUUAUUUUGCGGGAAUAAUUCCGGGUAGGACAUUGAACUCAAAUGUGAGGGGAGAAGAUGUGUUGAAAUGUAAAAAGUUGCUAUAGAAAAGACAACGAAUGGGAUAAUAACUGCAAUUAGGAUUAUGUAAAAAAAAGACUUUAAAUAUCUGGAAAGAUUCCCCGAACAUCAAAAUUUUAAAGAGAUUUUCCUUUUUUUUACUCACUCACAAUAAUAACCAAAGAAUUUGAGCAAUUUGGAGAGAGCUUCAUUAGUGAUAGAUAUUAGUCGAAGGUAACGAGCAGGUUGAAAGGAAAGUUCACGGAGGUAACGGAAAGUUUCCUGAAAGUUGCUGUGCGUCUUUGUGUAUGGAGAGAGGCAUUGUGUAUGAGGCUUUUCAUCAUGGCCAAGUGGUUUAAAGAUUUCCCCACUCUGAAAACGGGCUCGGACCGACUUCGCUCGGCGUCUGAAUCCGGAGCGCAGACUCGACCCCGAGCGGCGCUGAGCGGCGGAACCGGAGCCAAAGCGAGUCCGCGGAAAAACUCGGAGAACGCAGGCGGGGUGGGUUCACUCCUCUCCGGGAGGAAUCGCAAAAACUCGGCCGUCGAGCUGGGCCGAAACCACGCGAGUCCGGGCUCGGUCAAGGAUGCCAAGAUAUGGGAGAUCCUGAUACCUGGCAAAAGCAAGAAGAACGUAAAGAUGGAGGGUUUUGAGGAUCACCGCACGCUGAGGACAAGCGCCAUCGCCGACGCGUACAUGAGCCGCAUGAUCAAAGUGGAUAAACAGGACAAAUGGCAGGAGAAGAAAUACAACAGCACUGCUGCUGAAGGCACCGGGAGCGACACAGAGCGAGGAAAAACACCUGUUAAGACCGAAACGCUGAUUAUCUUGGAGGACUAUGCUGACCCUUUUGAUGCUGAGAAAACGAGAGAGCAGAGAGAAGCUGAAAGAGAAGGAGAGAACGAUGGAUAUAUGGAGCCGUAUGAUGCCCAACUCAUUAUCACAGAGAUUCGUCGUCGCGGGUCCAAGGACCUUCUGAAGGUGUGCGUGGUGUUGAACGGAGGAGAUGGAGAAGGGUCUGGAUCCACACAGAUCUACGACGUGCCAUAUGAAGAGGUUCUGGAGGGCAUCCCCCUGACCCGGCCCGAGUCUGACCCCCGACCACCUGCUGAAUAUGAACUCCCCUGGGAGUGGAAGAAGGAGCAAAUUGUUCGAGCACUGUCAGCUCAGUUUGAUGGUGUGGAGAGGGUGGUUAAAGAGGACUCUGCUCCCACUGGUGUUAAACAACAGACUCUGCGCUCUGUGAAGAGCUGGACACCCAAAUCCCUGCGCCUGUCCCCUCCCUCCUCCCCGAAAGCCAGCCCGGACUCUGAGAGCCCUAAAGUGGACCCCACCGUGCCCCUCGAGUUACAGAGCUGGUACCAUGGCAGCGUCAGUCGUCAAGAGGCUGAGGCUCAGCUGCAGAACUGUAAGGAAGCCAGCUUCCUGGUGCGCGACAGCGAAUCAGCCACCAGCAAAUACUCCAUUGCCCUGAAGACCAGCCAGGGUUGUGUGCACAUUAUUGUAGCACAGACCAAAGAGUGUGGCUAUACACUGGACCAGAGCAGCUGUGUGUUUCCCAGCAUCCCAGAGGUGGUGCACCACUACUGCACCCAGCGUCUGCCCUUCACUGGAGCUGAGCACAUGACCCUGCAGCACCCUGUACCCCGUACACACUGAUCAUCUCCCAAAACACUUCUCACUACAGCCAAGCACAUCAUCUCCCUACAUCUCCCUGCAGACACACACUGGAAAAUCCUACAUAGCAGCUAACUUCAAUGCUGGACAAGUAACUAAUAAUGACUGCCACAUAAAUAUUCCCCAGCGGGGCAUAUCCACUACCAUAAUCCACUACCAUAAUCCCAACCUAAUACUCAUCCUUCCUCCCUGUAUACAUGUGUUUGUGUGUGAUUAUUGUUUUUGGAAUGAAUGUGUUUCAGUAUUCUGUACUGUAUUCCCGAUUUUAUUUUCCCAAUUUAAGCCAAAGCCAUUAGUCAUGUACUAACCUCUAAUGACCCAAAAGGGGAAAUAAUACUACAAAUGCUAAAGUUUAGACACAGCAUUGUGGUUUAUUUAGUUUCUAAUUUGUUUGUGAAUAUGUUUCCUUCACACCUUACUUGUCUCCUCUCUCUGGUACCUUCUGGAGUCUGUGAACGUGUUAAGCUUCUAAUCAUCACUCUACAAAAAGUGCCUCUGUUCUAAUGGCACUCCGGAGGCAGAAGACGACAAUAAUGACACCACUGAGAUGCUCAUUAGCUCCCCCUGAUGACUGCAAUCACACACCGCAACAAGAUGGAGUCAGUUCUUAAGUCUUCAGAUCUGUUGCCAAAUCAAUCAAUCAAUCAAUCAAUCAGUCAGUCAGUUUGCCCUUUGUCUGUUAGGCUGCUUAUCUUGAUGACUGUGUGUAUGUAAGAGCCAAAUCUUGUUUGUGUUGCUCAUUUGUUGUGUCUUAUUGUUGUCUUUUAUAUUUCAAGAUUAAACGAUAUCUUAAAAGUAUUGACAGCUGCAGGACAAUCAAGUUGGCUGACAUUGGCCAUCUGAUCAGUGAAGUGUCUCUAGUGAUUGGCCCACUUUCCUGUAUGCCCUUGAUAAAGCUUUCUGCUGAUUGGGAGUCGUGUUUGGGGUGUUAAUUUGAUUUUGUGGUGUAAGCACUCAAGGUUGAUAAGUGGUAGAGGAUCUGUGGCUGCUACUGGUGAGUGCAUUGCACUGAACGAUUUCAUACAAAAAAAAUACACUUUUGAUAUGCAAUUUUUUGUUUAUUUUCAUGCAUUUAUUUUGAAAUUUGAAAAUGGAAAAGUGCCCUUAAAGUGAUAACGCAAUUCUAAUUUUUAAAGAAUUUUACCUUUGUACAAUAUAAGAUCAUGCAAAGCCUUAAAUAAAGAAAUUGUGAUUUUAAAUGUG